Molecule: messenger RNA, 504 nt
Organism: Trypanosoma grayi
Lineage: Eukaryota; Euglenozoa; Kinetoplastea; Trypanosomatida; Trypanosomatidae
Exons: 1
Coding region: 1-504 (167 amino acids)
Source: RefSeq, a predicted model, not a curated record
AUGGCACUCAAUGCUGCUGUUUCGUGGAACUCCCAUCACCAGCGUGGAGGAGCAGCUGCAGUGGGACCAGCGGCGGCCGCUCUUUUUCUCGAGUUCGCUGGGCNUCGUGGAACUCCCAUCACCAGCGUGGAGGAGCAGCUGCAGUGGGACCAGCGGCGGCCGCUCUUUUUCUCGAGUUCGCUGGGCGUCGCCUUGCCCUACGGCUUUCUCGCAGGGACGAGCGGGAACUAUCGACUGACGCUCUGCCGAGUGGAGCGCCGCAAAGGACGCCAGUUGUUCAACAAGGCACUGGCGUCGGAGGAGGAUUUGCAGCUCCUCGAGAGCGUCAACGGCGACCUGGACCGCUUCAACCACGCGAAGGCGCAGCAAUCCAAGGUGGAGGGCACAGAGGAAGCGGAGAUGUUUGAUGGUGUGGUAGAUUGGCUCGAUGGUGGCGCAUCGUAUUGUUUUGACGCUGACCAUACACGAAUGCACACACUCAUGUGCAUCGACACACGGUGGUGA